AUGUCUCAAGAAUUCACAGAAUAUGUAAAGACUGCUUUUGGUCCAAAGUCUACCCCAAAGACCCGUCGUGUUCUUGGAUCCUUGAUCCAACACAUUCACGACUUCACCAGAGAAAACCACAUCACUGUGGAUGAAUGGAUGUGGGGUGUUAACUUCAUCAAUAGAAUUGGACAAAUGUCUGAUGAGAAGAGAAACGAAGGUAUUUUGGUUUCUGACGUAAUUGGAUUGGAAGCUUUGGUCGAUACCAUCACCCACGCUUCCGAUGCUAAGGGACACACUUCUUCUGCUAUUAUUGGUCCAUUCUACCGUGACAACUCCCCUGUGUAUCCCAAUGGCGCCUCCAUUAUUCAGAAGGAAGUUGGUGGUGAGAAGACCUUAGUAUCGGGAAAGGUCACUGACACCAAGGGCCAACCAUUAAAGGGUGCCAAGAUCGAGGUCUGGCACUGUGCACCAAAUGGUUUAUAUGAGCAGCAAGAUCCUGAGCAACCGGAAUACAACUUGAGAGGUACUUUCUAUGCUGAUGACGAGGGAAACUACUCCUUUGUCGGUUUAAGGCCAACUGCCUAUCCAAUCCCAUACGAUGGUCCAGCUGGCGAUUUGUUGCAGCUUAUGGACAGACAUCCUAUGAGACCUGGCCACAUUCACUGGAGAGUGAGCCAUCCAGAAUUCCACACAUUGAUUACUCAAAUUUAUGACAGUGAAUGUAAGUACGCCAAGGAUGAUUCGGUUUUCGCUGUUAAGGAGGACAUUAUCGUUAAUUUCAACCCUGUUGAGGACAAUUCCCCAUUGAAGGCCAAGGGUAUUCAAAACACCUUAGACUAUGAUAUUAUUUUGGUCUUGGAAGAAGAAAUUAGAAAGACACGUCAAAAGGUUGAAGACCAGCAUGCGGCUGUGGAAAAGACUUUGACGGCCAGAUUAGAUUCUGUUAACGUUUAA
Molecule: messenger RNA, 936 nt
Organism: Scheffersomyces stipitis CBS 6054
Lineage: Eukaryota; Fungi; Ascomycota; Pichiomycetes; Serinales; Debaryomycetaceae
Gene: HDQ2
Exons: 1
Coding region: 1-936 (311 amino acids)
Biological process (GO): catechol-containing compound metabolic process
Molecular function (GO): ferric iron binding; catechol 1,2-dioxygenase activity
Source: RefSeq, a predicted model, not a curated record